Theobroma cacao (cacao) is the source of this 977-nucleotide messenger RNA. RefSeq lists its product as uncharacterized. Gene Ontology annotation, molecular function: fatty acid transmembrane transporter activity. Gene Ontology annotation, biological process: fatty acid transport. Lineage: Eukaryota; Viridiplantae; Streptophyta; Magnoliopsida; Malvales; Malvaceae. The record is from RefSeq and is a predicted model, not a curated record. Gene Ontology annotation, cellular component: chloroplast inner membrane.
AAGAGAACUCUUCUGGAAAGUCCAGCAAAGGAAAAUGGAAAGAGAGGGUCAAAGGGGCAAAGGCAAAUAUUAGAAAAAGAGAAAAAAGAAUGGCAGAUUUGUUGGUUGGUGUUUCACAGUCGUCUCUUCUUCGACUUCAACCAAAGCUUGGAUCAUUUCGAAGGCUACAGCUCUUUAACAAUUACGGUUACCCGAGAUUUGGCAACAGUCAGCUCGAUCUGAAAGGGGUGACUGUAGCUGGGGUAGUAUCUUCUGAUUCGAAAGCACCCACGAUUCUUACUAACUCAGUUGAUUUUGCCAAGGGAGGGAUCGAAAUCGAAGUAGACACAGGAAACGGCGGAGGAGACAACUUUGACAACAGAAGCGGAGGAGGAGGAGGUGGUGGCGGUGGGGAUAACAGCGGCGGAGGUGAUAGUGGCAAUAAAGGAGAAGGGGAGUUUUCAGACGACGGGAGUAAGAAAACAAUGGCUUUGUCUAUGUCCCAGAAGUUAACUCUUGGAUAUGCUGCUCUUGUCGGAGUUGGUGGUGUUAUGGGCUACAUCAAGAGUGGCAGCCAGAAGUCACUUUUGGCAGGAGGAUUGUCAGCCUCACUGCUCUAUUAUGUUUAUACUCAGCUUCCCGCAAAACCAGUUUUUGCCUCAUCCCUUGGGCUUGGUACAUCUGCGGCGCUUUUGGGAGUGAUGGGUUUCCGUUUCAAGAGGUCAGGAAAAGUCUUUCCAGCCGGUGUUGUGUCACUUGUGUCACUUGUGAUGACAGGGGGCUACCUUCAUGGCAUCAUGCGUAGUCUGCACUAGUCCAAGGCGGUAGUGAUAGCAACAAAGUUGAAUUACGAGCCUGUAUGCUUAUUGGACAUGGUGCUUUGAUAGAUAGAGUGCUUUGUUAUGUCAUACCUUCGAAGUUGUGAACUUUGUUAGACCACCAUGCAAUGUGAUUGGACACCAGGUUGUUUUGAUGUGUGAAUGCGUUUUACCUCUUAA